Molecule: messenger RNA, 13687 nt
Organism: Nycticebus coucang (slow loris)
Lineage: Eukaryota; Metazoa; Chordata; Mammalia; Primates; Lorisidae
Gene: PLXNA4
Product: plexin A4
Exons: 32
Coding region: 893-6574 (1893 amino acids)
Biological process (GO): positive regulation of axonogenesis; negative regulation of cell adhesion; semaphorin-plexin signaling pathway involved in axon guidance
Cellular component (GO): semaphorin receptor complex
Molecular function (GO): semaphorin receptor activity; protein binding
Source: RefSeq, a predicted model, not a curated record
GGGCGGCCCGGCUCCCUGCCCCCUGCAAACUUUGCUAGCAGCCCGCCCGGGGGGCCGGGGGCGCGCCCGGGAGGCCCGGCUCGGUCCGCGGCUGCAGCACCAGCCGCCGCCGCCGCCACUGCCGCAGCCCCGCGCCUCCCCGGGGAGCAGCCGGCGGCUCCCGCGGCACCCCAGCCCCGGCCCCUGGGCACUGCCCGGAGAGUCCCCCGGCAGGGGCGGGGACAGCAGCGGCGCGGCCGGCCGCGGACUGCCAGGGAACGGCCGCCGCUGCCCAGCUAGGCGCGCAGAGGCGCGGAGAGCGCUCCCCGGCGGGUCCCCAGCGCACUCGCCGCGCCCGGGCAGCGGCCCGACCCGGCGAGCACCGGCGGCGCGGAGUGACGCCGCCGUGCCCGCUUGGCAUCAAGGACAUUCAGCCCGCGGGGGUGGGGACGAAGGGGACAGCCCCACGUCGCCACCGCAGCCCCCGAGAGCUGCGGCUGCUGCUCGGGCUCCGGGGCUGGCUGGAGGAAAGGGGCGCUUGGAAUCGAUCCACAUUUUCCGACCUUUUUGUUGGACAUUACGCCCACCUUGGACACUGCCAGAGGAGCUGCCAAGCCCCGCAAGCUCUGAGCGGCCCCCUCCGCUUUCCUUUACUGCUCCCGGCUUCCCUGUGCCUCGGUGGAGUAUUUGCGUUCGGGGCUGGGGCUGGAGGAGGCAGCCACACGCGCGCACACGCACACGUUCAGCGGAGGGCGAGAGGCAGCGGCAGAGGCACCAUCUGCAGUGUCAAUGCGGCGCUCCCGUUGAAGGAGAGAAGCACGGCGCAUCCAGGGGACACUGCACUCUGAGUCCUUGCUCUCUGAGGGGACAGCUGUGCCUGAGUGCCGCUGUGCUGCCGGGACCCAACUCUGCCAUGAAAACCAUGCCUUGGAAUUGGACCUGCCUGCUGUCCCACCUCCUCAUGGUGGGCUUGGGUUCCUCCACGCUGCUGCCCCAGCAGCCAUCCCCACUGUCCCAGAAGCGCUCUUUCAUCACUUUCCGAGGGGAGCCCACUGAGGGCUUCAAUCACCUUGUCGUGGAUGAGAGGACAGGACACAUUUACCUGGGGGCCAUCAACCGUAUUUAUAAGCUCUCCAGUGACCUGAAGGUCUUGGUGACCCACCAGACAGGGCCAGACGAGGACAACCCCAAGUGUUACCCGCCCCGCAUUGUGCAGACCUGUAAUGAGCCCCUGACCUCUACCAACAACGUCAACAAGAUGCUGCUCAUAGACUAUAAGGAGAACAGGCUGAUCGCCUGCGGGAGCCUGUACCAGGGCAUCUGCCAGCUGCUGCGGCUGGAGGACCUCUUCAAGUUGGCGGAGCCAUCCCACAAGAAGGAGCACUACCUGUCAGGGGUCAAUGAGAGUGGCUCGGUCUUCGGCGUCAUAGUCUCCUACAGCAACUUGGAUGACAAGCUCUUCAUUGCCACGGCAGUGGACGGGAAGCCUGAGUACUUUCCCACCAUCUCCAGCCGGAAGCUGACCAAGAACUCCGAGGCGGAUGGCAUGUUUGCCUAUGUCUUCCAUGAUGAGUUUGUGGCCUCGAUGAUAAAGAUCCCCUCAGACACUUUCACCGUCAUCCCUGACUUUGACAUCUACUAUAUCUAUGGUUUUAGCAGCGGCAACUUUGUCUACUUUUUAACCCUUCAACCUGAGAUGGUGUCUCCCCCAGGCUCCACCACCAAGGAGCAGGUUUAUACAUCCAAGCUCGUCAGGCUGUGCAAGGAGGAUACGGCCUUCAACUCCUACGUGGAGGUGCCCAUUGGCUGUGAGCGCAGCGGGGUGGAGUACCGCCUGCUGCAGGCUGCCUACCUGUCCAAGGCUGGAGCCGUGCUGGGCCGGACCCUUGGAGUCCAUCCAGAUGAUGACCUGCUCUUUACUGUCUUCUCCAAGGGCCAGAAGCGCAAAAUGAAAUCCCUGGAUGAGUCGGCCCUGUGCAUCUUCAUCCUGAAGCAGAUCAAUGACCGCAUUAAGGAGCGGCUGCAGUCCUGCUACCGGGGUGAGGGCACCCUGGACCUGGCCUGGCUCAAGGUCAAGGACAUCCCCUGCAGCAGUGCGCUCUUAACCAUUGAUGAUAACUUCUGUGGCCUGGACAUGAAUGCUCCCCUGGGAGUGUCCGACAUGGUGCGUGGGAUUCCCGUCUUCACGGAAGACAGGGACCGCAUGACUUCUGUCAUCGCAUAUGUCUACAAGAACCACUCUCUGGCCUUCGUGGGCACCAAAAGUGGCAAGCUGAAGAAGAUCCGAGUGGAUGGGCCCCGGGGCAAUGCCCUCCAAUAUGAGACUGUGCAGGUGGUGGAUCCUGGCCCUGUCCUCCGAGAUAUGGCCUUCUCCAAGGACCAUGAGCAGCUCUAUAUCAUGUCAGAGAAGCAGCUCACCAGGGUCCCUGUGGAGUCCUGCGGUCAGUAUCGGAGCUGUGGCGAGUGCCUUGGUUCAGGUGACCCCCACUGCGGCUGGUGUGUGCUCCACAACAUGUGCACGCGGAAGGAACGCUGCGAGCGGUCCAGGGAGACCCAUAGGUUUGCCUCGGAGAUGAAGCAGUGUGUCCGGCUGACGGUGCAUCCCAGCAACAUCUCCGUUUCUCAGUACAACGUGCUGCUGGUCCUGGAGACAUACAACGUCCCAGAACUGUCAGCUGGCGUCAACUGCACCUUUGAGGACCUGUCAGAGAUGGAUGGGCUGGUGGUGGGCAACCAGAUCCAGUGCUACUCUCCUGCAGCCACGGAGGUGCCCCGGAUCGUCACAGAGAAUGGGGACCAUCACGUUGUGCAACUGCAGCUCAAAUCAAAGGAGACGGGCAUGACCUUCGCCAGCACCAGCUUUGUCUUCUACAAUUGCAGCGUCCACAAUUCGUGCCUGUCCUGCGUGGAGAGCCCAUACCGCUGUCACUGGUGUAAAUACCGGCACGUCUGCACCCAUGACCCCAAGACCUGCUCCUUCCAGGAAGGCCGAGUGAAGCUGCCUGAGGACUGCCCCCAGCUGCUGCGAGUGGACAAGAUCCUGGUGCCCGUGGAGGUGAUCAAGCCCAUCACUCUGAAGGCCAAGAACCUCCCCCAGCCACAGUCGGGGCAGCGCGGUUACGAGUGUGUGCUGAGCGUCCAGGGCAGCGAGCAGAGGGUGCCAGCCCUGCGCUUCAACAGCUCCAGCGUGCAGUGCCAGAACACCUCUUAUUCCUAUGAAGGCAUGGAGAUCAACAACCUGCCCGUGGAGCUGACAGUUGUGUGGAACGGGCACUUCAGCAUCGACAACCCAGCUCAGAACAAAGUUCACUUGUACAAGUGUGGAGCCAUGCGUGAGAGCUGUGGGCUAUGCCUCAAGGCCGACCCGGACUUUGCGUGUGGCUGGUGCCAGGGCCCAGGCCAGUGCACCCUGCGCCAGCACUGCCCAGCCCAGGAGAGCCGCUGGCUGGAGCUGUCGGGUGCCAACAGCAAGUGUACAAACCCCCGCAUCACGGAGGUAAUCCCAGUGACAGGCCCCCGGGAAGGGGGCACCAAGGUCACCAUCCGAGGGGAAAACCUGGGUCUGGAAUUCCGUGACAUCGCCUCGCACGUCAAGGUGGCCGGUGUGGAGUGCAGCCCUUUGGUGGACGGCUACAUCCCUGCAGAGCAGAUCGUGUGUGAGAUGGGGGAAGCCAAGCCCAGCCAGCAUGCAGGCUUUGUGGAGAUCUGCGUGGCCGUGUGUCGGCCCGAGUUCAUGGCCCGGUCCUCACAGCUCUACUACUUCAUGACGCUGACUCUCUCAGACCUGAAGCCCAGUCGGGGGCCCAUGUCUGGGGGCACCCAAGUGACCAUCACCGGCACCAACCUAAAUGCUGGCAGCAAUGUGGUGGUGAUGUUCGGGAAGCAGCCCUGCCUCUUCCACAGGCGAUCUCCAUCCUACAUUAUCUGCAACACCACGUCCUCAGAUGAGGUGCUGGAGAUGAAGGUGACAGUGCAGGUGGACAGGGCCAAGAUCCACCAGGACCUGGUCUUCCAGUAUGUGGAGGACCCGACCAUCGUGCGCAUUGAGCCAGAGUGGAGCAUCGUCAGUGGGAACACGCCCAUCGCCGUGUGGGGCACUCAGCUGGACCUCAUACAGAACCCCCAGAUCCGGGCCAAGCAUGGAGGGAAGGAGCACAUCAAUAUCUGUGAGGUUCUGAAUGCUACUGAGAUGACCUGCCAGGCUCCGGCCCUCGCUCUGAGUCCCGACCACCAAUCUGACCUGACUGAGAGGCCUGAGGAGUUUGGCUUCAUCCUGGACAAUGUCCAGUCCCUGCUGAUCCUCAAUAAGACUAACUUCACCUACUAUCCAAACCCAGUGUUUGAGGCCUUUGGACCCUCGGGAAUCCUGGAGCUCAAGCCUGGCACGCCCAUCAUCCUAAAGGGCAAGAACUUGAUCCCGCCUGUGGCCGGGGGCAACGUGAAGCUGAACUACACUGUGCUAGUUGGGGAGAAGCCGUGCACCGUGACCGUGUCGGAUGUGCAGCUGCUCUGCGAGUCCCCUAACCUCAUCGGCAGGCACAAAGUGAUGGCCCGUGUCGGCGGCGUGGAGUACUCCCCGGGGAUGGUGUACAUCGCCCCAGACAGCCCGCUCAGCCUGCCCGCCAUCAUCAGCAUCGCGGUGGCUGGCGGCCUCCUCCUCAUCUUCAUCGUGGCCGUGCUCAUCGCCUACAAACGCAAGUCCCGAGAAAGCGACCUGACGCUGAAGCGGCUGCAGAUGCAGAUGGACAACCUGGAGUCCCGCGUAGCCCUGGAGUGCAAGGAAGCUUUUGCUGAGCUGCAGACAGACAUCCAUGAGUUGACCAGUGACCUGGAUGGAGCUGGGAUUCCCUUCCUGGAUUAUAGAACUUACACCAUGCGGGUGCUGUUCCCAGGAAUUGAAGACCACCCCGUCCUCCGGGACCUCGAGGUCCCAGGCUACCGGCAAGAGCGCGUGGAGAAAGGCCUGAAGCUCUUCGCCCAGCUCAUCAACAACAAGGUUUUCCUGCUGUCCUUCAUCCGCACGCUCGAGUCCCAGCGCAGCUUCUCCAUGCGCGACCGUGGCAAUGUGGCCUCGCUCAUCAUGACGGUGCUGCAGAGCAAGCUGGAGUACGCCACCGACGUGCUGAAGCAGCUGCUGGCUGACCUCAUCGACAAGAACCUGGAGAGCAAGAACCACCCCAAACUGCUGCUCAGGAGGACUGAGUCGGUGGCUGAGAAGAUGCUGACCAAUUGGUUCACUUUCCUCCUCUACAAGUUCCUCAAGGAGUGUGCUGGGGAGCCUCUCUUCUCCCUGUUCUGUGCCAUCAAGCAACAGAUGGAGAAAGGCCCCAUCGAUGCCAUCACAGGCGAGGCCCGCUACUCCCUGAGUGAGGACAAACUGAUCCGUCAGCAGAUCGACUACAAAACCCUGGUCCUGAGCUGUGUCAGCCCAGAUAAUGCCAACAGCCCCGAGAUCCCAGUAAAGAUCCUCAACUGCGACACCAUCACUCAGGUGAAGGAAAAGAUUCUGGAUGCCAUCUUCAAGAACGUGCCUUGCUCGCACCGGCCCAAGGCUGCAGACAUGGACCUGGAGUGGCGACAAGGAAGCGGGGCCAGGAUGAUCCUGCAGGAUGAAGACAUCACCACCAAGAUGGAGAAUGACUGGAAGCGGCUGAACACCUUGGCCCACUACCAGGUGCCUGAUGGUUCUGUGGUGGCUUUAGUGUCCAAGCAGGUGACAGCCUAUAAUGCAGUGAACAACUCCACAGUCUCGAGGACCUCAGCAAGUAAAUAUGAAAACAUGAUCCGGUACACGGGCAGCCCCGACAGCCUCCGCUCGCGGACACCUAUGAUCACUCCCGACCUGGAGAGUGGGGUCAAGAUGUGGCACCUGGUGAAGAACCACGAGCAUGGAGACCAGAAGGAGGGUGACCGGGGAAGCAAGAUGGUGUCUGAAAUCUAUCUGACACGGCUCCUGGCCACUAAGGGCACGCUGCAGAAGUUUGUAGAUGACCUCUUUGAGACCAUCUUCAGCACAGCGCACCGGGGCUCUGCCCUGCCCCUGGCUAUAAAGUACAUGUUCGACUUUCUGGACGAGCAGGCGGACAAGCACGGCAUUCACGACCCGCAUGUGCGUCACACCUGGAAGAGCAACUGCCUGCCCCUACGGUUUUGGGUGAACAUGAUCAAAAACCCACAGUUCGUGUUUGACAUCCACAAGAACAGCAUCACGGACGCCUGCCUAUCAGUGGUGGCGCAGACCUUCAUGGACUCCUGUUCCACGUCAGAGCACCGGCUGGGCAAGGACUCGCCCUCCAACAAGCUGCUCUAUGCCAAGGACAUCCCCAGCUACAAGAACUGGGUGGAGCGGUAUUACUCAGACAUCGGGAAGAUGCCAGCCAUCAGCGACCAGGACAUGAACGCAUACCUGGCUGAGCAGUCCCGUAUGCACAUGAACGAGUUCAACACCAUGAGCGCGCUCUCAGAGAUCUUCUCUUAUGUGGGCAAGUACAGCGAAGAGAUCCUUGGACCUCUGGACCACGAUGACCAGUGUGGGAAGCAGAAACUUGCCUACAAACUAGAACAAGUCAUAACCCUCAUGAGCUUAGACAGCUGAGAACCGUCCUUCCAGGGCCACCCUGGGGGAGACACACCAAGCCGUGCCUCAGUCUAGAUUUUCAUCUUUACCAAGUGCAAGUUCCGACCGGCAUCAGCAGCACCCCGAGCAGCGCCGUCUCUCUCUUUCUGCCUCUUCCUGUUUCUCCCUCCUGCCUGGAUCCCUUCUCUUCCAGUUGCUCUGCCGACAUGACUGGACCAAGCCACUGGCUCCCAGCUAGUCCAGGGACAUCAGGCCCACCAUGAGGGAGCUGACCACAGGGUGUCAGGGGGCUCUGUCUCAGCUGUUCUUGACCCACCCAUCAGCAGCAGGGCCCGAAUGCGACAGGGAGCCAGGGACAGAGUACAUUUCUAUGCUGCUACGUCACCUUCCAUUUCAGGAGCCCCUGCUUUGGUUCAAACCUUGGCCCAGGGAAGAGGCAGUGAGCUCAGUAUUAUCUGCACUAGGAAGAUGUCACCUGACUCUCCCUCUCCAUGGUUCCAUCUCCAAGGAGUCAGUCAGUAGUCUGGGGGCUUUAUAGCUGGGAGAAGAGAGGCCCCACCUGCUAUAGAGGGUUGUGUAAGGAGGUGGGAGAUGCUUCCCGGGGCUGCCCCUCGCCUGCUGGGUAGGCACCCGGAUGCCUCCUUUCACCUUCCAAGUGUCCAGAGGGAGCUGCCUAACUAGACCCCAGGCAAGGGAAAGAAUAGCACUUGUAUCCCACCAUGGAGAUGUUCCUAACCUUCUCAUCUGGCUCCUAGUGGCAUAAAUGUAACAAGGAGAGGGAAAAAGGAAAGAGAGUUACAUCUACUCUGGAAGCAGAAUGUGUUGUUUUCCAUUCACCCCAAAUGCAAAUGAGUCACAACCACAUAGUUCUAGUUCAUUGCCAGAGCCCGGAGUGCUGUCUAGAGAAAGCCUCUAUCUCCACUCUCCUUUGUCAUCCCCAUCAAGGGUCAGCGUGAAAUGCAGGGUGCACCCAGGAGAUUCUACCUCCAGCCAUCCCAUGGCUCUAUCCCUAUCAUCCUUCCUGAGGACUCCUCAGAAAGCUGGGCUGACAGCCCAGGCCCUGUCCCCCCUGCAGGAUCUGGCCAUUGCUAUGCAGAUGACUUUGUCACUGGACUGUCCAGACCUCCCCGGGAAUGAAUUCAUCACCAUCUCAGCUGUCUCUUCUGUCAUCCUCCUCCCUCAUCCCUUCAGCUGUCAUCACUGAAGGAAACACUCGGGCACAGCCUCACAGAGACAAACCAAAACACAGCUAGCCUCAGUUGCCAGCUCGGCACGUCUGGGGGAACUGAAGAGUUGAGCUGAUGGAUCUGGCUGGGAACAGGAGGGACGUACAACUGGCCUUGGCCCUGGCGUCCAUCUCUGCAUCUACAGACGCACCAGUUUAGCCCUGCUGGCAAGUGAGUGCUCAGAAAAGUAUACUGGGUGAGCAUGGGCUGCGAUGAGGGACAAUCCCAUGGAAGGUCAUAGAAACCGGUCAUCUCAGAGAGACCUUAGGUGCCAUCUGGUCCUGUCUCCUGCCAUAAGCAGGAGCAUCCCCUGGGAGCGCUGUCCUGGAGCUAGGCACCACUGUGGGAGAUACGGAGGAGCAUCCUCUAAGGUGAGGUCCCACACGUAGUGUCACCUUCACAUCAUUCCUUGUCGUCCACUCAGAAUGGGCCCCGCUUCGUGAAGGAACCACAGAGUCCAUGGAGCAUCCAUCCUGUGCAUUAGGGACACUCGCGCCUGUGGCUAUGAAUAUGUGCGUGUGUGUGUGCAUGUGUGUGUGUGCACGCGUGCCCCAGGAGUCGCUGGAGAUUCUUCUUCAGAAAGCUUUCUUGUCCUAUGUAGGAGGAUUUUGAAGUGUUUCUUGUCCCCCUUGCUUAGCAAUUCAUCCUGUAGCUUCAGGACCUUUCAACACCUGCUUUCUAUGCCGAGAGCUGGUGGGUGGAAGGAGAGGUCACCUAUCCAUAGGAAAUCAGGGUGGUCACCUGCCAAGGCCUGGACUGCAGCAACCCAGAGCAGGGCUUCAUGGCGGGAAAGACACAAGCAACCUAAUGAACGUGAAGAGAAGAAUGGAAAAAAAUGCAUCGGAAGAAGAAAAAAUAAUAACCAAAGGUUUUGGCAAAUGUAGAACCAGUUGGAGAAGCAUGGAUUUUUCUACCCUUGAUCAUUUUCUUUUCUCCCAAGAAGUCUCGGGACCUGGCAAGCCAGAAAGGAUGUGAGUGGGAGGCAGGUCCAGGAGGCACCUCGGCCACUCAGAUAUUUUUGCACAUGUGAAGGGUCGGGAGGAGAAAGGCAUGAACAUAUUUAUCACAGAUUUGCUGGAUGGGAGCUGUGUGUGAGUGUGUGUAUGAGUGUGUUUUGAUUUAUUUUUUAAGUUUUGCACAGUUAGAAAAAAAUGACUAAGCAGAAAAAAGAAGACUGUUAUCAUAGUUCUGCUGAAGCUUUUAUUUUUUACCAGAUGAUUAUUAUGUUAGUGUUACUUUGGCGGUACAGGACUUUUUUUCCCUCCAUGUUUUUGUUAUAUGAAAAACUUCAGACGCCUCGCAGGGGUCCUCAAACCACGCCCCGCAGCCCAUAUGAGGCGGUGUGAUUGUAUUUGUUCCCGUUUUGUUUUUUACUUCAAAAUAAGAUAUGUGCAGUGUGCAUAGGAAUUUGUUUGUAGUUUUGGUUUUUUUUUAACUAUAGUCCGGCCCUCCAACAGUCUGAGGCACAGUGAACUGACCCCCUGUUUAAAAAGUUUGCGGACCCCUGCCUCAGAGGAACAUCAAUGCCAGGAAGAAAGAGGAGACAAAGCGGACGAGUUCGCAGCUUUCCUCGGCUCUCCCGGGGGAGGGGGCUGGGGCAGCUGUGACUUCCGCUGGGGGAGGAUGGGUUGUUUCUGGUGCUUUGCUCACAGUCCCCAUGGCCUGCUUGGGGACUGACAAAUAGGAGCAAGUCACCCAGAGCCACAGCCCAUCUUGCUCAUAAAAAUUCUUUUUUUGCUGUUUGUUUUCCAUUUUUUUUUCUGUUUGGAUUCUUGGUGCCCAUGUGAUAUGUUUAAAAGCAAAGACAGGCAACAUUGUCAAAAAUCUGUCCUUUUCCCCAACCCUCACGUCUCCUGCAGACCCUUCCUCUCCCCUCACAGGGCAGAGACGCUGAGAGCUGCUGGGUGGCUUACAGGCUCCCAAAGAGAAGGGAAUUGGGCAAACUUGGUCCCAUGGAUGGGAGAGCAAGGAGACCUCCCUACAAGUCAUCUGAAGGGUCACAGUCCUGUUGCAGGUGGAGUCUGCAGCUCACUCCUUGAGUCCGGGUAGAGGGCAGGGGAGAAAAGGUGUUCUUCCUUGCCCUACCCUGGCCUGCUUUCCCAAGUUCAGAAUGGUACCAUUUCCCCAUGGAGACUGAGUGGGGCAUUGGGAUAUUGGAGAGAGAAGGGCUGCAGGCUGGUAGCGGUGGGGAUAAAGGAGACUUCCGGGUCCUGGGCUUAGAGACUGGGUAGAGGAAGUGAGGAAGAGAGCGGCAGGCUGGUGGUUUCGCCUCCCUGGGGGUACCUCAGCCAAUUCUCUGUUCUUCCCCCUAAAGAGAGACCCUGGCAUUUCUCAGUAACUGCGAUUAGUGCCACUAAGUCGAGUUGGCCACGUGUCAGUUACUUCCUCAGGAAAACAUUUUCUUGCCUUCUUAUCUCAUGUAGUUUUAAAUUUGAGGACAGAGGAGAACCUGAGUGUCCCCCAGGCCAAGCUAUGUUACAACCCCAGUGUGACUUCCACACCCAGAGCCAGCCCCUAGAGCCCCCUCCUGCAAGCCCAAGGCCAGGCAGUGAGCUCAGGGAUGCUCGCGUGGGGCUAUGCCCAAGACGGAAGUUGUUUUAAGUAAAUUCCAAACCCAGAGGCAGACUGUCCAGGACUGUUCCUAGGAGUUGCUGCCAGGUAAGGCUCCCACCUCACCCCAUCAGGCUGUUCUCCCUCCCAGCCCGGGUUAAUGUUGAUGUCUUGUCUCAGCACAUGUCCCCCAUAGCGUGUCUGCUUCCAACUGCGCUCCUUCCCCUGCAGUGACCGUCCUCCUCCUUGUCCCUCCUACCCGUGCAGGCUCCUCACCAAGGCCAUUUGUCCACCCAAGGACAGGAGCUGCCCAGCCCUCGUCAUAGACAGGUCAGCCUCAUGGUCCAGCCUGUCCCAACCCACCCAAAGCUGCCUCCCCUUGCCAACCCCAGGCCUUAUGGGGCCCCCAGCAGAGGAGCAAUGACUUCCCAAGUGACCUCCACUGCUGGAGGCAAGGCUCUGCCGCUGUUAGCAGCCCUCUGAAGGAUUGGUGCCUGCAACAGGCCUUGCCACCACUCAUGCUGACUGGAAAGGGGAGCUCCCCCUGCAUGCGCCCUCGUUUCCGGGACUAGGGACACUGGCUCUGACAUCACAGGACACCAAAUGCUUCGCCGAGUGAAGGGCCUGUAGUAAUUAAAACAUCUUUCCCACCUCCCAGAAGGCCAAGAAUGGAAGGAAAGACACACAGACACAGAAAUGUGUUCUGGAGGCAGAAGGCCCAGAGGGCCUCUCCUGGGCUGGCUCUCGCCCAUCCAGGAGCAGGGGGCCUGUGGGCAGUCGCAGCCAGCUCCUGAGGCCUCUGUGGGCCAUUCUGGAAGGAGUAACCUCCAGUCACCCCAGCCCCAGCUCACUGCUCUGUUCCCCACCCCACUGUCCCUCGUGCUCCCCUCAGUCUUCCUGUCAGCUCUCAAGACAGGGCUCCCUGAUCCCUUAGCCCUUCCCCUAAAAAACAAAAAAACUGUCUGUGAUCUGUGGGCUGCUAAUUUGGAGUUUUCUAGUUUAUUUUUUGUUUGUAUAUUUUAAGAGUUUGAGAGCAAGAAGGGAGCCCAGCUAUGGAUGCAACAUCCAGAUUACUUGGGGAGGUACAAAACUCUUUACCUGUGACUUCCAAGGAGAUGAGGAGAGCCUCAGGGACCGGGGGAGCCCCCCACAGACAUGCUGUCAAGGAAAUGGGCUAGGAAAGUCCCUGGCUGAGGACAUGCCAUGUGACGGCAGCAGUCCCUGGCUGCUAAUGUUCCUGGACCUUCCCCUGCACUUUUGAUGGAUGGAGCCUUGAUGCUUACUCUUCUCCUCCCACUUCCACCACCUCGGCCCACAGGUGGCCUGCUACAUGUAGCAAACGAGAGCGAGCCUUAUUUUAUAAAGUGGGAAACUGAGGCCCCACCACAGGCGACAGUGAAGAGGCAGCUCCUGAAGGAGGCUGGAACACUCUUCAAGCCUCUUCUGCUCAUGGUGCUCUGAGGGUGGCCAGCCCUCAACUGAGAAACUGAAUGAUCAUUCCUUCCAUUUGGAAAGUAAUCCACCACAGUAAACGCUUCAGACAGUUAAGAGAGAGGUUGUUGGUUUCUUUUUUUAAGUACACAUUUUUGCACCCUCAUAAAAUUAUUUUUUUUAUUAGGGGGAGUGUCCAAGUUUUAAAAAUAUAUAGGAUUUUUUUAGUUAUAAAGGUAAUACAUACUGAUUAUUAGAGUCCCAUUUAAAUUCCUUUGGUAGACUGUGACUACCAGAAAACUAAGUAUAGCUGAAUAAAACAAAACAAAAUCCUUAAUGAACAAAAGGAACUUUCUGUUUGUAUUGGUAGAGACAGCAAGGUGGUCCUGGUGGGCUGGGUGUCCUUGGCUGGGGAAUCCUCACCUCCCCCCACCCCGUGACUUCUGUCUAGGUGGGCUGGCUGUCCUUGGCUGGGGGAUCCUCAACUCCCCCCACCCUGUGACCUCUGUCUAGUCUUGGCUCUCCCGGCUGCCCUGGGGAUUCUUGAAUCUACGCAUUUCUCAUCAGCUUUCCCCAAACUGCAAGGAGGCCCUGCUAGGAACUGGACAUGGCAGGUGGGGUGGGGACAUGUGUUUUUCUCUCCCCCAAGAACACAAAAGCAAGUAGACAACGUCUACGCAGCUCAUCUUCCACCGCUUCCUUUAUCAGGAAUUAGAACUUCCUCUCGUUAGUAUCAUCCCUCUUUUGACUCAAGCACAUUUUGGAAGGGCUCCCUUGUAAGCAUAGAAUUCCAAACAGAGGGUACAGUUAAAGAGCAACCCAAAGGACACUCAAAAGCCGAGACCACUUCACCAUUUCACCACUAAUGAACGCUCACGUGUGCAGAGGUCUGCAGCCACCCGGGUGCAGGAUGGAGAUGGGACAUACACAUGUGCCAUUUGUCGUCCUCCACUCACCCUCCCCGACGUUCUCGUCAUGUCCGUUUGUUGGCUCGUUCAAGCGUCCGUUCUUUAAGAUGAAAAGCUAGUUUACCUCAAAGAAUCUUGUUUCCAUUUGGAAACCAGUGACUGUGUGUUUUAGAGUGGAUGACCCUUCCCCUCGGCUGCUCCCUGCCGGAGCCUGCUGUCCUUGAGACAUGAGGCCUUUGCUCGGUCGUGUGUUGGCUGCUCUGAGCGAGGCCUCCAGGCCCCGAGACAGGAGGGAAGGAUUGGAUGCAGCCGCUCUCUUCCUCACUUUAGCAUGUAGGGACCAGCCUAUCUCCUCCAGCAGGGUCCUGCCAAGUUACCAUAGCAACCAGCAACUCCAGGGUACCACAAUAGACAAUGGCUCGGCAAGCUGAAGUUGGGGGGCCGGGGAUGCAGGGGUUCUUGCCUGGCCCAAUGACCCAGAGUUUAGCCUCAAAAGGGGACAAGGAGAAGCAGGAAUGGAUGGCAGGGUGGUUGAAGGAAGCAGCAGGGGUCUCAGUCUCAGAGAGACGCCAUUGAAACAGGUAGGGCAGGUCAUCUCUGCUCUAGUCACCCCCUUCCAAUUCCAUUCCACUUCUAUUUCAAAAUAAAACCCCCGCCUUGAAUACUGACCCUUUGUUAGAACAAAGCAAAACCUAUCUCUAGACAACAGUGUUACAAUGAGCCUCAAAUACAGGUGGAUGAGAUCACUAAGAAGAGAGUCUUCUGGUUUUGAUUUUUAAAGAAGAGUAUCCUAGUAAGAUUUAAAACAAAAGACUAAAAAAAGUUUUUAAAAAGGAAACCUAUGCUAUUUAAAUUGGAGCCCAGUUGUAACUUGGUAAAGGCAAGCUUCUGUAUCUUUGUUAUAAUUAAUUGUAUACCUGUGUAUGUAAAUAUAAGGCAUUCCUAUUUUGCAGUUCAGAACAAAAAAAAAACUUAUUUGUAAUAUAGAAUAAAGUUUAUUAAAAAACAAUAAAAAU